AUGAGAGCAGGUAUAUCUUGGAUCGCAUCUGAUAACGUACAUGCGGUUUUCAAGCCACCAUCGUGCAGUGCAGUCCUGCAGAAGCUGGCCCCAGCCCAGAUCCAGCCACAGUCUAUUUUUGGGAAACGACCAAAUACGCCGCUCACGCGUACCCGACGCAAUACAGCUAGGUCAUAUAGGUCAUCAGGAACAUCUUUGAUAGUAAAGGGGGUUCAAAUGUCUUCAAAUGCCAAGACAGUACUUGUGCCCAUUGCUACUGGUUGUGAAGAAAUGGAGGCGGUGAUCAUCAUCGAUGUGCUCCGUCGUGCUGGUGCUGAUGUCACUGUAGCAUCAGUCGAGGACAGUCUUCAGGUUGAGAUGUCUCGAAAAGUGAAGCUUGUGGCGGACAAGCUCAUUGGAGAUGUUUCUCAGGAGUCUUUUGAUGCCAUAGCACUACCGGGUGGCAUGCCCGGUGCAGAGCGCUUGAGCAAGUCUGCAGCACUCCUGCAGAUCUUGAACGAGCAGAUCAAGUCUGGGAAGAUCUGGUCUGCGAUCUGUGCAUCGCCUGCAGUUGUAUUUGAGAGCCAAGGAUGGCUCAAGGGCAAGAAGGCUACUUCUCACCCGGCAUUCAGUGAUAAGCUCGCCGAUCAGAGUGAAGUGCCUUCCAGGGUCGUGGUAGACGGCAACCUCAUCACCAGCCGAGGUCCUGGCACAGCCUUUGAGUUUGCCCUCACGCUUGUAGAAAUGCUGUACGACAAGGGGAAAGCUGAGGAGGUGGCUGGUCCGAUGGUGAUGUACAAGAGAGAUCGUGCAAAGGUUGCUUGA
Molecule: messenger RNA, 804 nt
Organism: Coccomyxa subellipsoidea C-169
Lineage: Eukaryota; Viridiplantae; Chlorophyta; Trebouxiophyceae; Coccomyxaceae
Exons: 5
Coding region: 1-804 (267 amino acids)
Biological process (GO): guanine deglycation, glyoxal removal; protein deglycation, glyoxal removal
Cellular component (GO): cytosol; nucleus
Molecular function (GO): protein deglycase activity
Source: RefSeq, a predicted model, not a curated record